This is a messenger RNA of Paramuricea clavata, 765 nucleotides long. The record is from the annotation of a GenBank genome assembly. NCBI's taxonomy places the organism in Eukaryota, Metazoa, Cnidaria, Anthozoa, Malacalcyonacea, Plexauridae.
AUGGCGAUGCGAAAGAGGCCAGCAGUGAACUACAGGGAAUUAAACAAUUUUUUGUCAGUUAUUUUAUACAAUACAACUCCGAAAGCAAAGCGGGCGACCCUUCCAUCUACGUACAAGGUUGAAAGGAUCAUUUCUAAGAGAAAAGUAAAAAAUGUAAGUACGAAAUAAAUAGGUAUGUUCCCUAUAUGUUUUCAGCUUUUACUAUAUAUUUAUCAGUUAAUUUUCUAUUUAUUUUUGUUCAGGACCACGAAUAUCUCAUCAAGUGGGAUGGCUGGCCGCUGGAGUGCUGUAGUUGGGAGCCUUCACUUCAUCUUAGCGAAGAUUUAUUGAGGUUAUUAUGGACUGUUUAAUAGUAUUUAUGUAUUUCGCUAAUUUUAGUAUUUGAUAUUGUUCAUAUUGCUGUACAAAUAGAAAUGCUAACUCAGUAUUGCUAUUAACUGCAGUGGUCAAGUGCAAUAGCACAUAGCAUACAAUAUAUACAUAUAUUAGUAGAUUAUUAAAUAUGCCAUUGAUAGAAGUUGUAUUCAUAAUUCACUAGAAUUCAUGAUGCAUAUUGUAUAACAUUAAAAAUGGUAAUUGAAAAGUAAAACUGAAAUUUUCUUUACAGAGGUUAUGAAAGACCACCAAAACCGGAUUCGCAGAAGCUGCAUGAGGCAAGCUGGCAGCUUUAUCAAGGUGUGCUCACAAGCUUGAAGUCAAAGUCAACUAGCCCGGUUUGUAUCCCAAUGCAACAUGACAUCUGGCGGUAUGUCACCAAUGGAAAAG